AUGUUGCCCAAGACUCACCGUCGCAGUGUAGACGGCACCACGACCAAUGUCGAUAUAAAUAAGAAAGCAGACGGCUAUGCGACGACGCUUGAGACAUCCGCCACUCUCCCGUCACCGACCCGAGACAAUGUCUCCAGAGACCAGCAGCACCAGCAUUUCGCCGAGGCGUCCUCCGCCACCAACCGCUCGUCGCCGCCGCCCUCGACGCCUCCCGACGGCGACGACGGCGCCGAGUUCCCCGAGACCGCCGACGCCGCCACCACCACCACCCCCGAGGCGCAGCGCACCAAACUCGAGACGACGCUCGUCAUGGUGGCGCUCUGCAUCGCCCUGUUCCUGGCCGCCCUCGACAUGACCAUUGUCACGACGGCCGUCCCGACCAUAUCCGCCCACUUCCAGUCCACCUCGGGCUACGUCUGGAUCGGCAGCGCCUACAUGCUGGGCAGCGCCGCCCUCGUGCCCACCUGGGGCAAGCUGUCGGACAUUUUCGGCCGCAAGCCCAUCCUCAUGACCGCCGUCGUCGUCUUCUGGGUCGGCUCGCUCGUCUGCGCCCUCAGCACCAGCAUGGGCAUGCUCAUCGCCGCCCGCGCCCUCCAGGGCGUCGGCGGCGGCGGCACCAUUGUCCUGCCCAACAUUUGCGUCGCCGACCUCUUCUCCCCGCGCAGGCGCGGCGUCUACUUUGGCUUCCUCGGCAUGAUUUGGGCCCUCGCCUCGGCCAUUGGGCCCAUCAUCGGCGGCGCUUUCACGCAGAGGGUCUCGUGGCGCUGGUGCUUCUGGAUCAACCUGCCCUGCGGCGGCCUCGCUUUUUUUAUCCUCCUCUUCUUUCUCAAGCUGCACAACCCCCGCACGCCCGUCGGGGCUGGCCUGGCUGCUAUUGAUUGGGUCGGCAAUGUCCUCAUUAUUGGCGGCACCAUCAUGCUGCUCAUGGGAUUGGAAUUUGGCGGCAGCCAGUUUCCUUGGGAUUCGGCCACGGUCAUUUGCCUGAUUGUAUUCGGUGCCGUCACCAUUGGCAUUUUCCUCGUCUACGAAUCGCGCGUCGCCAAGUUCCCCGUCAUUCCUAUGCGACUGUUCAACACGACAACUAGCAUCGCCACCUAUGUCACCUCGUCGUUGCACGCCUUUACCUUUAUCUCUGGAAGCUACUACAUGCCUCUGUAUUUCCAGUCAGUCCUCGGCGCCAACUCGCUACUCUCUGGUGUCUAUCUGCUGCCCUUUGUCUCCGUCAUGUCGCUCAUGUCUGCCUUUAUCGGCUUCUUCAUCAACAAAACUGGCAAAUACAAGAUUGUCAUUACCAGCGGCCUGGCCUGCUCCACUCUUGGCUUUGGACUUUUUACGUAUCUCGGUGAUCGUCCUCACUGGGACCGCAUUGUCCUCUUUCAGAUGAUUGCCGGCCUGGGUAUCGGCCCCAACUUCCAAGCUCCCCUCAUCGCUCUACAGGCCAAUGUUGCGCCUGGAGACAUUGGCGCCGCCACGUCUAGUCUACAGUUUGUACGCCAGCUGUGCACAGCCACAUCAGUCGCUGUCGGCGGCGUCGUCAUUGCCAACAGGAUGCAGGCUCAGCAGGGCCACCUGACGGCCGUGCUUGGCGCCGAUGUUGCCCGCUUGUUUGCAGGUACCGAUGCCGCGUCCAAUGUGAACCGUAUCAAAGAGCUGCCGGUGGAUGACCGUCAAACAGUAAAGACUGCCUACUGGAACUCGAUCCAGAUCAUGUUUGCCGUCUUUACGUGCAGCUGUUUCCUCGGGUUCCUUGCUAGUUUUCUCAUCAAGCAAAACACCCUGUCCAAGCAGCAUACCGAACACAAGACCGGCCUGCAGACACUCACGGCUGAAGUCAAGGGGAAGAAGGAAAACAGCGAUGAAGAAACCGGGGAAUUUUCUCCCAUGACGCAAACGUUUGAAAAGUAA
Beauveria bassiana ARSEF 2860 is the source of this 1905-nucleotide messenger RNA. RefSeq names its product major facilitator superfamily transporter. Bases 1 to 1905 code for a protein of 634 amino acids. Gene Ontology annotation, biological process: transmembrane transport. Lineage: Eukaryota; Fungi; Ascomycota; Sordariomycetes; Hypocreales; Cordycipitaceae. The record is from RefSeq and is a predicted model, not a curated record. The transcript has a single exon. Gene Ontology annotation, molecular function: transmembrane transporter activity.